AUGUAUUACAUUGUUGGAGAAAAGCUAAAGCACAAAAAUGGAUCCCUAAGGUGUAAGCAAGUGGGGCAUGAUGUAUUACAUUGUUGGAGAAAAGCUAAAGCACAAAAAUGGAUCCCUAAGUUAAGAAAUGAUAUAUCUGGAAAUAAUACUAACUUGGUUCUGGAGGAAAAAUCUGGGCAGGCUAAUAUUCAAGGAAUUGGUGCUAACCUGGAUAAAGGUAAAUCUAUUAUGAUUUCCCCUGGGGAUGUAGUUCAGCAAACUGCACAAGCUGUACAUGUUCCUGUUAUUGGGGAUGUUGAUCCUUUAUCUGGAAGUUCUGGUGAGACAACUGUUGAACCUGUGCAUGUUGUGCACGUUUCAGAUUCAGGUAAUUCUCAACCAUUCUGGGAGGUUAAUGCAUCACAAGCUGAAAACCCCUGGGUGAGUAAUUUACCUGAUAUUUCAAAGAAGCUUGUAAAUCAUUGGCAGUGGCAUGCAAAUGGGAGUAAUACUGAAAAGACAAGAAUCUUUCUCUUAUGGGAUCCCAAUGUUCUUGACAUUAAUAUUGUUCACUAUUCCCCUCAACAAAUAACUUGUUAUGCUAAAUUCAUUGAUGGGAGAUUAGAUUGUUUUAUAACUUCAGUCUAUGGUUAUAAUCAAGCUGAAGCUAGGAAAAGUCUGUGGUUGAGUUUAAGUCAGAUAUGUAAUAAUCUUGGCCAAGUUCCUUGGAUGCUAUGUGGGGACUUCAAUGCUCUGAUUAGUAAUGAGGAAAAGUUGGGUGGAGCUGCUCUAUCUGAUACUGAAUUUCUAGACUUUAAGUCUUUUAUUGAUAGCUGCCACCUCUCUCAUAUGAAAACCUUGGGUUCUUUCUAUACCUGGAGUAAUAAGCAAGACCAAAGCACUAGGAUUUGGAGUAGAUUGGACAGAGCACUUAUCAAUGAAGCUUGGUUACUCAGGUACAAUUCUUGUCAUGCUGAAUUUUUAGUCCCUAGUUUCUCUGACCACUCUCCUGCUCUUAUCUCAUUAUAUGAGGAUAAAUCUCAUGGAAGGAAGCCUUUUAAGUUUUUUAAGAUGUGGACCAAACAUCCCAGCUUUCUUCCUAUUGUUUCUUCUAUCUGGAAAUCCUCUAUUCAAGGACAUGCUAUGUACUCAGUCUGUUCUAAGCUCAAGCUGCUGAAGAAGGCAUUGAAGGAACUCAACAAGAAACAUUACUAUAAUAUUAGUGAACAGGUUUCUAGGGCAAGGAAUUCAUUAGAGAACAUCCAAAGGAAUUUACAGAAGGAUCCUUUAAAUGCUGAUCUCAUUGAUCAAGAAAAGAAAUGUUUGAUUUCUUUUAACUAUCUCUCUGAAUGUGAAAUAUCAUACUACAAGCAAAAGGCUAGAAUUGCAUGGAAUAUUCAAGGGGAUAGAUGUACUAAGCUUUUUCACUCAAUCAUUAAGUCAAACAGGCAUCACAACAGAAUUUUAGUCUUACAUGAUGAAUCUGAUACUAGAAUCACUGACACUGAGGCAAUUGCAAAGGAACUGAUUUCCUAUUAUAAAAACCUUCUGGGGACUGCAAUCAGUACUGACACUCCUGACAGAGAUAUCAUCAAGAAUGGUCCCUGUUUAAAUAGCCAGCAUGCCAGUUCUCUUUCAGCUCUUGUUUCUAGGGAUGAAAUCAAAAGUGCUGUUUUCUCUAUGGCAGAUAACAAGGCCCCUGGCCCUGAUGGUUUCAGUGCUUCUUUCUAUAAAUCUGCUUGGCCAAUUAUUGGAGAUGAGGUAUCUUUAGCCAUUGAGGAAUUUUUUAAAACAGGAAAACUUUUGGGUGAAAUCAACACUACAUCCAUUACUCUUGUUCCUAAGGUCCAAUGUCCAACUUACUCAUCUGAUUUCAGGCCUAUAUCCUGUUGCAACUGCAUAUACAAGUGUGCAUUUGUGAAAGGUAGACUGAUAUCAAAUAACAUCCUUCUGGCUCAUGAACUUGUAAAGAACUAUGGCAGGAAGCAUAUAUCUCCAAGGAUUAUGAUUAAUAUGGACAUCAGAAAAGCCUUUGACACCAUUAGUUGGAAGUUUAUAGCUGAAAUGCUCUCUGGUCUGGGGAAUUUUAAAUUCCAUCCUAAAUGUGGCAAACUAAAAAUUACCCAUCUCAUCUUUGCCGAUGACUUACUGCUGUUUAGCAAAGGGGAUCUGUACUCAGUGCAAAAGCUCAAGCAGUGUAUCUCUCAUUUCAGUACAGUAACUGGUCUGGAUGUAAAUCCCAGCAAAAGUGCUGUAUUUUAUGGUGGUGUUGAUGAUUCUAUCAAGGAUUCUAUUCAAAAUUGCUUAGGCUAUUCUGAAGGCAACCUCCCUAUCAGAUAUUUGGGAGUACCGCUUGUAUGCAAGAGGUUAUCAUUUGAUGACUGCAGACCUCUUUUUUACAAAAUUUCCAGUCAGUUUCAAAAUUGGCUAUCUCAUAGGCAUUUAUCCUAUGCGGGGAGACUCCAGAUUAUUAAAAGUGUCAUCCUUGGGGUUCAAUUAUUUUGGACUUCAAGUUAUAUCCUACCUAAGAAAGUUCUUUAUGGAAUUGACAAACUGUGUAGAGAUUUUCUAUGGGGAAAAGCUGAUACAAAUAAACCUUCUCUUGUCUCUUGGGAUGCUAUCUGUAGAAGUAAGGAUCAAGGAGGGUUAGGAAUCUUUUCAGCAGUCACAUGGAACACUGCAUCUGCCCUUAAGAUCAUAUGGUUUAUUCAUUCAAACAAGGAGCUCCUUUGGAUUAAGUGGAUUCAUGGCACUUAUCUGAAACAUAGGAAUAUUUGGCAGGUUGAGGCUAAAGUUGGUGACUCUUGGAUGUGGAAACAAAUCCUCAGAAUUAGAGAUAAUGUGCUGAAUAUGUGUGGUGGAGUUUCAGGUCUUCUUCAUCUCUUUAGCUCUUGUAUAAAGAGUUAUAAGUUGAAAAUUUCUGCUCUAUAUCAUGCCCUGCUUCCUAUUACAGCUAAGGUAGUGUGGAAGGAAACUGUUUGGGAAGGAAUUAGCUUUCCUAAGCACAGUUUUGUGUUGUGGCUAGCUGUCCUUGACAGAUUACUUACACAGGAUAAGCUUCUGGGCAGGGGGAUUAUCAACUGCAAUUGUUGCAUCCUAUGUUCUGUAAAUGCCACAGAAACUAGAAAUCACCUUUUCUUUGCUUGUUGCUUCUCAAGUGAAGUUUGGAAUGGUAUUAUGGACUGGCUAAGGUUUAAUUGGAGGUCGUGUGACUGGAACUUACUCCUGGACUGGUAUAAUAUCAGGUUGAGAGGGAGUGUUUUCAAAAAUAAAAUCAAGAGAAUGGCUUUGGCGGCUACUGUUUACAGUAUUUGGAGGGAAAGAAAUGUUAGAAUUUUCACUCAAGUUUGCAAGGGUGCUGAUCGGUUGAUUAGGGAAAUCAAAAUUGAUAUCCUGUCCAGCAUCCUUAAUAGUGAGCUCUUGAAAGAACACAAGGAUCUGAUGUUAGCACUAUAA
Messenger RNA from Asparagus officinalis (garden asparagus), 3435 nucleotides. RefSeq lists its product as uncharacterized. The coding region runs from base 1 to 3435 and encodes 1144 amino acids. The record is from RefSeq and is a predicted model, not a curated record. Lineage: Eukaryota; Viridiplantae; Streptophyta; Magnoliopsida; Asparagales; Asparagaceae. The transcript is spliced from 4 exons.